Molecule: messenger RNA, 3145 nt
Organism: Xiphophorus couchianus (Monterrey platyfish)
Lineage: Eukaryota; Metazoa; Chordata; Actinopteri; Cyprinodontiformes; Poeciliidae
Product: brain-specific angiogenesis inhibitor 1-associated protein 2-like
Exons: 15
Coding region: 162-1793 (543 amino acids)
Biological process (GO): plasma membrane organization; actin crosslink formation; positive regulation of actin filament polymerization
Cellular component (GO): cytosol; nucleoplasm
Molecular function (GO): cytoskeletal adaptor activity; protein binding
Source: RefSeq, a predicted model, not a curated record
UUUGUAGGUUUCGGGAGCGCAACCUCAUUCCUGCGGUUGCGUUUCUGUCGCUCGCUGUGAGCUCAAACCUGCUUUUUCUACCUGUUCAUUCACUCGUUUUUUCUUGUUUUUUUUUUUUUUUUUUUUUACUCGGAUAAACGCUUUUGCGAUAAAAACCGUUUAUGGUCCUGGUUGAAGAUUUCACCAUGUCUCGCACUGACGAGGUUCAUCGCUUGACGGAAAAUGUUUAUAAGACCAUCAUGGAGCAGUUCAACCCCUGCUUACGGAACUUUGUUGCCAUGGGGAAGAACUAUGAGAAGGCCCUUGCCAAUGUGACAUUUGCUGCAAAAGGCUAUUUUGAUGCUCUGGUACGAAUGGGUGAGCUGGCCAGUGAGAGUCAAGGAUCCAAAGAUUUGGGGGACGUUCUGUUCCAGAUGGCUGAGGUCCACAGACAGAUCCAAGUGCAGCUAGAGGAAAUGCUUAAAUGCUUCCAUAAUGAGCUGCUCUCUGAGCUUGAGAAGAAGGUGGAUCUAGAUGCUCGGUACUUGACUGCUGCCUUGAAAAAAUACCAGCUGGAACACAAGAGCAAAGGGGAGAGUCUGGAAAAAUGCCAGGGUGAACUGAAGAAGCUUCGAAGGAAGAGUCAAGGCAGUAAGAACCCUUCAAAGUAUGGAGAGAAGGAGAUGCAGUUUGUGGAGACCAUUAGCAAUAAGCAGACAGAACUAGACACCUUCAUAGCUGAGGGCUACAAGACGGCCUUGUCAGAGGAACGCCGCAGAUACUGCUUCCUCGUGGACCGACAGUGUGCUGUGGCCAAAAACAGCAGCGCCUACCAUGGAAAGGGAAAAGACCUAUUGACCCAGAAGAUCCCAGUGUGGCAGCAGGCCUGCUCAGAUCCCAACAAACUGCCAGACAGAGCCAUGCUGCUGGCCCAGCAGAUGGGUUCUGCUGCUCUUGGAGGCACAAGUCCCCUGCACUCCUCCAAAUCCAAUCUGGUCAUCUCAGACCCCAUACCGGGGGCUCAGCCUCUUCCUGUUCCCCCGGAGCUGGCUGUUUUUAUGGGGAGCGGCCUCGGACACCCAGCGAGGCUGAUGGGCCCGGAUGGCAUGUCGAUGGUCAAUGGAACGACAGGAGUCCACGGCGAGGAAUACUGGACAGAUGGGGGUUCAAUGUCUGUGUCUCAAGUUAGGCCAGCAUCCCCUCAGACUCAGGCACAGGGCCAGACCCAGGUCCAGCCCCAGAGACAGGUCAGCGACGUCUACUCCAACACCCUCCCUGUGCGUAGGCCUGCUCCUGCCAAGAAUAAAAACCCAGUGGGCGAGACACGGACUCUGCCCAGGUCCAGUUCCAUGGCAGCCGGACUGGAAAAGAACGGGCGCUCACGCGUCCAGGCCAUCUUCUCCCAUGCCGCAGGCGACAACAGUACCCUGCUAAGCUUCUCCGAGGGAGAUGUCAUCACCCUGCUAGUGCCUGAGGCUCGUGAUGGCUGGCACUAUGGAGAAAAUGAGAAGAACAAGAUGCGUGGCUGGUUCCCAUUCUCCUACACACGUGUGCUCCCUGAAAGCGAUGGCGACAAGCUCAAAGUGAAUUCCAGUCUCCAUCAUGGUAAAAGCAGCAGCACUGGGAACCUGCUGGAGAGCGACGCAUCACUGCCCACACCUGACUACGGCCUAACUGCCCGACUGUUGGCACAGAGCUUAGCACAGACCCGCCCACGGCCCUACAGCAUGGCAGGGUUCGCUCCACAGCCUGCCAUUGAGGAUUAUGACAGCCGCUUUGCCACAAGUUUGGGUCCAGAAUUGUCCCGGUUCUGAGGGAACAGGACCGCCCGACCGGUCCCUCGAGCUCUUCCUCCGUCCCUCCUUCUCUGACGAUCGGUCUGCACCCAUCUACUACUAGCAACCUGCCGCCGCCUUCUUUCCACCGAUGGGCAUCUAUUCUAUGAGAGGAGAAAAGUGGCCAUGACUUGCAUGUUUUAUAUUUACCACAAGAGGGCCCAGAGGUGAGAUCAUCUCAACAGAUGGCUUGUUCAACCUCAAAUUUGGUUUCUUCUUUUAUUGAAAAUUUUCUUUGAACUUCUUAGAAACCAACAGCUUCAACCACAAUUAAAUGUCUCCGCCUGAACUUUUAAAGGUGAUGGUUUAUAGAUUUAUUAAGUUACUUAGGUCACAGCUGUUCUGGAUAAGGUAAGGCUAGGACGUUUUUCUUUACCUGCUUUUCUGUUAAAAUAUUAGAUUUUCUUAGUUUCAUCUUAGUUUUUCUUUAAUACUGUAAAUAUUUCCAAAGGAGUGGGAUCUGAAAGCAGGUCCACAGACCAGUUUGUCCCUAUGCUUCAAUUUUGCUUUUGUUAGGUCAUUAAGAUGAUUAUAUUUGUUAGUGGUGAUGCAGGACACCCAGACUUUCAAUCUCCUGUGCCUUCUUUGCUUCUUUGCUGGUUUUGUAAACAAACAAAAAAAAUUGUUCUUAUUGUUGCAUUAAAUUGGUUUAGGGGUAAUUAUGUGCAGUGAAGUUCUGCCUCCGUUUUUUUUUUUUUUUAUGAAUUCUGCCAAUAUUCAUGAGAAUAUUUCAGUUUUUUUAUAUAUAUAUAUAUACAGUAUGUGGGCAAGCCUCGGUAGUUCACAGUAAUACCCUAAAAUAUUUUUUAAUUGCUAACUUUUUCCUUAUAAUUUUAAUUUCAUUAAUUUUUAUUAAUUCUGUAAAUGAUCAGGAUAUGGGGAAAAUCCUAAUACUUUCUCUCUCCUUUUUUUUUUAGCAUUCAGGGAGUGGUAGAUAUUCAGAUAAGCUCCAGUAUUAUCUUUUCAGAUCUUUCAUUCUCAGUAUUACAGGGCACGCUGAUCUAAAACACAGACAUGUUUUAUAUAAAUUAGGAUGUGUGAAGAUGAAGACUAAAGAUGUUCAAAUCAAAGAAAGAAAUAUUGUUUGGAUGAAUGAGCAGCAAUGCUUUCCAAUAAGGCAUUGCGCUCUGAAUUAUGAGUUUGUUUUUAACAAAUGAGUCAUUUACACUGAUGUGAUUAUACUUGCAUCACAAUUAAAUGUCUUUUUUUUAUUUUUAAACAUAGCUGUCCUUGUCUUUAUUUCUAUCUUCUCUCCCAGUUUGUACUGUAUCCAUACUGUAAAGAAAAUGUGUUUAAAUUAUCUUGUCAAAUAAAUUUAAACUUGCACAGUU